GAGAGAAACCACGGCUGCGCACAGCGAGUUAGAUAGAGAGAGAGAGAGAGAGAGACCAAGACCAAGGCCAAGGAGCACCGCUCCCCGUACAUCCCCAGCAGGAGAGGGAGAGAGACAGAGAAGGCUGUGCGAAGGGAAGAAGACCCGGCGGGAGAGAAGGGCGACAUGGAGAGGCCGGCGCCCGUGAGGAAGUCCCACACGUCGACGGCGGACCUGCUGGUCUGGCCGGAAGGUGCGCCGCAGGAGUUGCCCGCCGGGUCCACGCCGCCAUCCAACCGCCGGCCGCACCAGCCGUCGGAGGCGCUCAGGAAGGUGGUGUUCGGCGGGCAGGUGACGGAGGCGGAGGCCGAGAGCCUCAACAAGAGUUCUGGUCUAUAGGCUCCGGAAAAGGAAUGGCUAGUAGUGUUACCGUAAUGUGACUAUGGUUUAGCCCUUCAUGGAAUUGCCAUCUCACCAACUAUGUUGGAGUACUGCAAACUGACCGUAGCCAUCAAAAUGCUCCCCGUAAGGAAACCAUGCUCUGCUCCCAAGUGGAAGGAGAUGACAGGAAGCGGUAUAUUUGCAGCUGGGGGCGAGGGUGAAGAAGAUGAAUCCGCCAAUGUCUCUGCAACUUCCGUCCGGACGGCUCCAAAGAAUUAUCAGGCAAUCAGUACUAUAAGCCACAUCUCAUUUGCCGAGGAAGAAAGCAUCUCUCCAAAGAAGCCAACUUCGAUAUCAGAGGUCGCAAAGCAGCGCGAGCUAAGCGGCACGCUUCUGAGCGAGGACGACAGCAAGAUGAAGAGGCAGAUAUCGGACCUGAAAUCCAAGGAGCUCAGCGGCCACGACAUCUUUGCCCCUCCGGAGGAUCCCAGGCCACGCAACUCGGAGAACGGCUCGACCUCGCAGACUCCGGGCAAAAAUGCACACGUAAGCAACUUCAAGUUCGGCGAGGCCGACGAGGACAGCGCGGUGAAGACCGCGAAGAAGAUCCCCACCAAGAAGUUCACCGACCUCGCGGGCAAUAUCUUCAAGGGCGACGACGAGGCACCCGGGACGGCGGAGAAGCACCACCUGAGCACGGCGAAGCUGAAGGAGAUGACCGGCAGCGACAUCUUCGCGGACGGGGAGGCCCCCUCCCGGGACUACCUGGGCGGAAUCCGCAAGCCGCCCGGCGGGGAGAGCAGCAUCGCGCUGGUUUAACAGCAGGGACAAACAACCAGAUGGACAUAGCAGCCCCUCCCCUACAUCAUUCGUUUCUUCCUCAUCGCCGUCGCCGUCGCCAUCUUAGGAGUGAUCUUUUAUUAGGGAGUUUUUUUUUUCGUUCAUUGGAGGACUGAUCGAUUGGAACCCCUGGCUUGCUUUCCUGUUUCCCGUGACUUUCGUCAGGUUUUCGUUGGUAAUCCCCUCCGAUGGUGGUGUUGUGUGGGUAUGACAACAACGAUGGUUAUCUCUAAUUUAACAUUGAUUUGGCUUGGGCUUAC
Molecule: messenger RNA, 1460 nt
Organism: Zea mays
Lineage: Eukaryota; Viridiplantae; Streptophyta; Magnoliopsida; Poales; Poaceae
Exons: 6
Coding region: 460-1179 (239 amino acids)
Source: RefSeq, a predicted model, not a curated record